Molecule: messenger RNA, 417 nt
Organism: Triticum dicoccoides
Lineage: Eukaryota; Viridiplantae; Streptophyta; Magnoliopsida; Poales; Poaceae
Product: zinc finger A20 and AN1 domain-containing stress-associated protein 7-like
Exons: 1
Coding region: 1-417 (138 amino acids)
Molecular function (GO): DNA binding; zinc ion binding
Source: RefSeq, a predicted model, not a curated record
AUGGACGCGAGGCAGCAGGCCGGCGGUGCGGCCCUGUGCGCCAACGGCUGCGGCUUCUUCGGCGGCGCCGCGACCAGCGAUCUCUGCUCCAGAUGCUACAAGGAGCAGCAGCUGCUCGACGUCGUGGCCUUUGAUGACGCCGUCAUGUCCGGCCUCCGAUCGCUGGCCAUCACGCUGACGAAAGCCGGAGGCGAGGAGGAGGGGACGCCGUCGUCGACGACGAAGAAGAAGCGAUGCAGUGCGUGCCAGAGGAAGGUGGGGCUGCUGGGGUUCGUGUGCCGGUGCGGGGCCACCUACUGCGGCGCGCACCGCCACGCCGACGCGCACGGCUGCUUCUUCGACUACAGGGCAGCCGGCCGCGAGCAGAUCGCGCGCCAGAACCCGCUCGUCGUCGCGCCCAAGAUGGCAAGGGUUUGA